Molecule: messenger RNA, 599 nt
Organism: Eurytemora carolleeae
Lineage: Eukaryota; Metazoa; Arthropoda; Copepoda; Calanoida; Temoridae
Exons: 5
Coding region: 32-364 (110 amino acids)
Source: RefSeq, a predicted model, not a curated record
UUCAAUUUGUCUACAGGUUCAGUUUCUAAAGAUGGAUUUUAAAAUAAUCUUUGUUCUUUGUCUUUCUUUUGCUGCAACUUUGGCUUCCCCGCUGAAUGAAGCAGAAGUUAAAGCUGACCUUAGAUGUCCCCACUAUGGGUAUGGCUGUGAUGGUGAAGUUCUAAUGGAUUCGUAUGUCAAUGAUUGGGAAAUUUGUGCUCUUAACUGUUUGGAGGAGAGGUCCUGUGUUUACUGGCAUUGGGAUACAUUGGAUCAUCCUGACUUUCCUGGUCGGUGCUACCUAAUGGGUUCAUGUACUGUAAAACAGGGGUACCAAUGGAUCUCUGGAAAUUAUGACUGCUACAACAACCAUUGUACUCACUGAAGAUGGAAGAGUUUAAAAUCGUCAUUUAUAAUUAUAUUGACAAAACUUUAUUGGAAUGGAAUUACAAACUUUUUUCAAAUACUGUUUCUUUUUCUCAAGAUUUUCCCUGCUUUUUUUGUGAUAUUAAAACCACAUUUUAGUUUCACUAAAAAAACAUGCUGAAAAUUUUAGAGUAGUGUAAUAAUAACUGUUAUUAUAAUUCAAUUUAUUGUAUUUUCAAAAAUAAAAGUAAAAC